Penicillium diatomitis is the source of this 825-nucleotide messenger RNA. RefSeq lists its product as uncharacterized. The transcript has 3 exons. NCBI's taxonomy places the organism in Eukaryota, Fungi, Ascomycota, Eurotiomycetes, Eurotiales, Aspergillaceae. The record is from RefSeq and is a predicted model, not a curated record. Bases 1 to 825 code for a protein of 274 amino acids.
AUGAGCACCCUCAAUCAAACAGCAACGCCCUCGACAGGGCCCCGCGAGUCUCGGGAUGGUAGACGCAAACGAGACUCCUCCUCUCGCUCACCAACCAAUAGAGACUCGGGGCUGUCAUCCUCCUACGGAAGCAGUCGGUCUCCAUCGAGCUUCUCGUCGCGAAAAACGGGAGGCAAGCCUCGUCCGUCUCACCAAGAGGCCAAUGAAUCCUCGCGUGUUCUCGGCGAUGGCGCCACAUCAACACGAGACUAUGGCGCCAUGGACACGACUGGCGCAACUGCCACAAAUCCCACAUCCUCGAAUCCGGACAGUCACAGUGUGCAACAAUCUCGGCGUGACGAUAGCGCCGCUCACCACGAUCGUCAAACUAAUCAUUCGGACGAAGACGAGCCCCGUCAUUCCCGAUUCGGUCAGUUUGUUGAUCACUUCGGCUCGCUUGAGUUGGAUAACAAAGGCAGCGUGGCGCGUGAUCAUCUGGCAUUAGAACGAACAUUCUUAGCCUGGCUCCGCACAUCGUUGGCCUUUGCCUCCAUCGGCAUUGCCGUCACCCAGCUCUUCAGACUGAACACGACAGUUUAUGCCGUCUCGGCCGCAGCGCGUCUGCGCAGCGUGGGCAAGCCUCUUGGCUCCACAUUCAUCGGGGUAGCCAUUCUCGUUCUCAUGAUUGGAUUCCACCGUUACUUUGAAAGUCAAUACUGGAUCAUUCGUGGUAAAUUCCCCGCGAGUCGUGGGAGUGUUGCAUUGACGGCAUUUGCCGCGGCGUCCUUGAUCGUUGCGGCGUUGGCGGUUGUUCUCGCCGUUUCGCCCAGUGCGAUUGAGCAGUGA